GGUAUUCUCCUGGCUGCGGCUAUUCUGCCCACCACUGUGAUCGCCAGCGCAGCCAGCGCAUCCAGUGCAGCGCAAUUGACGGCCAUUCUACCACCAUGUGCGCUGCUCUGCAUGAAAUCUUCUUUGUCUGAAGCCUCAUGUGCACCUACGGAUCAGAAAUGUCUAUGCACAGACGCUACAUACACAGCUGCUUUAGAGAGUUGUGUCGUCGCUAGUUGCACUAUUCGGCAAUCAUUGACUACCAAAAAUGUCACUACGAUGGCAUGCGACGCCCCCAUACGAGAUCGAACGAAAGUUGUUUCAUAUGCUGGAGUUGCAGGUGGCAUAAUCGCUCUCGUUGCUUUUAUACUUCGCAUGAUAGCACGUUUGCGAUGUUGCGGUGGUACUUUUGGCUGGGAUGACUGGACUAUGGCUUUAACAAUGGCGCUCGUCAUCCCACUAUCAGCACUUUCGGCUGUCUUGGCAGACACUGGGCUCGGGAGGGAUAUGUGGACACUCCCUUUCGAAAAUAUCACCCACAUUCUUUAUCUUUAUUUCUGGGAUGAGUUGAUCUAUCUCAGUAUAUUGCCCAUGACCAAGAUUUCGAUUUGCUGCUUUUAUCUGCGCAUUUUUCCUGAACGGCAAUUCCGGAAUGUGACCUAUGUCGUGAUCGGACUUAAUGUCUGUUACAUGAUUGCAUUCGUUUUGAUUUCAGUAUUCCAGUGCAGCCCAUUGCCCGGUGCGUGGCUCCAUUGGGAUGGCGAAGGUGAUUAUAAGUGCAACCACAUCAAUGCGCAAGGCUGGGCGGCGGCGGCAAUCAACAUGAUUUUCGACGUGAUCGUUAUGGUUUUGCCGCUGCGGCAACUCUGGGGCUUGAAUCUUUCCCUGAGAAAGAAGGCCUAUGUCAUGUGCAUGUUCAGUCUUGGUAUCUUUGUUACGCUCGUCAGUAUUCUUCGUUUGAACUCUCUCAUUCAUUUUGCUUCGACCGAGAACCUAACAUGGGAUUAUGUGGCCAUCGGGUAUUGGAGCACAAUUGAAUGCGAUGUUGGUGUCAUUUGCGCCUGUCUGCCCGCCAUUCGCUCUUUAUUGCGGCGUGUUUCACCGAAGCUCUUCGGAGAUACGGAACAGGCAAAGUCAUACGGCAUGAAUUCUCAUUCACGGGGAACUGGCUCUCGAUUCGAAAAUUCAAUUCAUGUUCAGAACAGCUUUCAGGUCCAGAGCAAAAGUGACUCUCGAAACUUCUAUCCACUUGAUGAUAUGGAAAGUUCCAGCCAAGCCAAUUUACACCAUGAUCGUCAUUCCUGA
Molecule: messenger RNA, 1284 nt
Organism: Penicillium manginii
Lineage: Eukaryota; Fungi; Ascomycota; Eurotiomycetes; Eurotiales; Aspergillaceae
Product: putative integral membrane protein
Exons: 8
Source: RefSeq, a predicted model, not a curated record